Molecule: messenger RNA, 1215 nt
Organism: Parnassius mnemosyne (clouded apollo)
Lineage: Eukaryota; Metazoa; Arthropoda; Insecta; Lepidoptera; Papilionidae
Source: the annotation of a GenBank genome assembly
AUGCAAGCGUAUGGAGAAAAUAAGUUUCUUGUACUUAUUGGCGACAACGCCAGAAACAAACAAAAGGCAUUUCAAUUAAUAAAACUCAAAUAUCCACAUGUUGUUCCUCUCGGUUGCUGUGCACAUGUCCUUAACUUGUUAUGCCAAGAUAUCAUAAAGGUACAAGAGAUUACUUUAUUUAUAAUGCAAGUCAUAACUAUAAUAAAAUAUUUUAAAAAGAGCCAACGAUUGACUUCACUUUUGAGAAAAUUCAGUCAGGGCCAAGAUUCUACACAAACACUAAAAUUGCCUUGUGUUACUAGAUGGGGAAGUCAUAUUACUUCAUUAAAAAGUUUAAAAGCAAAUAGGUCAGCUUUGCAAAUAUUGGCAGUUCGAGGAGACUUGGAAAUUGCAAGAGAUAUUAAAGAUUUAAUUCUAAGUGAUGAUUUUUGGACGAAGACAGGUGAAUGUAUAAGUAUUUUGGAACCAGUCACUGAAAGCAUAUUUUACUUAGAGAGCGACCAGAAUCGUAUACAUCGCACAUACAUUACAUUUAAAGAUAUACAAGUUAAGAUACGUUUUACUUUAACUGAUAUUUCAACAUUGAGCGAAGAAAGCAAACAGCAAAUUCUAACAUCAGUCUCUUCAAGAUGCAAUAUGGCAAUUAGACCAAUACAUUUGGCAGCAUAUAUGCUAGACCCUACAACUCAGGGAUUAGAACUUACUCAAGAGGAAGAACCGCAGGGUAUGGAGUUUAUCUACAAUUUAAGUCAACACUUGAGUUUGUUUAAUUUAAUGGCAGAUUUGGCGUGUUACAAAGCUAAAGAAAACUUUUGGGCCAGACGAUUUCUAUGGAGCUCAUUAGAUAGUACUGAGCCCAUAAUAUGGUGGAAAGGUAUUUGUGGUUCCACCGAGCUUAGCAAAGUAGCGAUUCGUAUUCUAUCAGCUCCGUGUACUUCUGCAGCCACCGAGCGUUCCUUUAGUAUCCAAGGCUACAUACAUAAUAACAAAAGAAAUCGACUUACAACUGAAAGAUCUGAAAAAAUUUCAUUCAUUUGUUAUAACUGGAAUCUUAAACAUAAACAUGAACAUGAGAACAUUCAGUUUCAUGAAGAAAAUGAAGAAGAAAAUGUCAUAGAAGCUUUCAUCGAUGAAGUAAAUGACUAUAAUAGUUCAGACGAGAUGGAACCUAUCCAAUUUGUCGCCUGUGACAGUGUUGAAUCGGAUAGUGAUUGA